AUGGAAGUCGUGCUGGGUCCUGGUGACCAAGCUCGAGCAGCCGGAGCGGAGGGGGCAGCCUCCGUCGCUUCACUGAGGGGGCGGCGGAGGUCCCCCCAACAACACACGAGGACACGACCCUUCGGGGGAAUGGGUGGCGAUAGCGCCAUAAUAAUGCAGGAGCUACGCCACAGAGUCCAGAACUUAGAGCGACAGCUAGCCGACCGGGAGCGGGAUGGACGGUCUACCGAUCCCAGCUUUACCCCAUCUCCCGGGAGCGAGGAGGAAGACUCUCACCGAAGCCGCCAGCGGCGUACAUCCGCUUCCCGGACGGAAGCGGAGAGCACGCGGGAGGAGUCACCCAUAAUAAGAAGGCGAAAUGACAGGAUCAUCUACUCUCGAGGCAGACCAACCCGCCGAGCAGCAAGAGGUCACGAGGACGGGGAAGGGAGAUCCGAGAGAACACGGCAACCCGUCAUAAUGGGUGUCACCCCGUUCCACCGAUCUAUCCUCGAGGUCCGGUUGCCGAAACACUUCGACAAACCAACGGACAUGAGGUAUGACGGAACUCAAGACCCUCUAGAACAUCUCACGGCCUUCGAAGCCAGGAUGAAUCUAGAGGGAGUAGGCGACGAAGUAAGAUGCCGCGCCUUCCCGGUAACCCUAGCAGGACCAGCGAUCAGAUGGUUUAACGGCCUCCCUCAAGGUUCCAUCUACAAUUUCUCAGACAUCAGCCGUGCAUUCCUGGCUCAAUUUACAACGCGAAUAGCAAAGGCCAAGCAUCCUAUCAACCUUCUUGGGGUAACCCAGAGACAGGGAAAGCCGACCAGGAGGUACUUAGAUCGGUUCAAUGACGAAUGCUUGGAAAUCGACGGCUUAACCGACUCGGUGGCCAGUCUCUGCCUGACGAACGGCCUCCUCAACGAGAACUUCCAAAAACACCUUACCACGAAGCCGGUUUGGACAAUGCAUGAAAUCCAGACGGUGGCCAAGGAGUACAUAAACGACGAGGAAGUCAGCCGAGUCGUGGCUGCCAAUAAGCGGCAGUCCGGUUACGGCCAGGCUCGGCAGUCCGGUGGCGACGGUGAGAGAGCAAAAGAAAAGGCCAGGGAGGAGGCAUCAAACAAAGCACCUAGGCCGUUCCCUCGAGUCGGAAAAUUUACUAACUACACUCCACUCACCCUCCCCAUCGUGGAAGUGUAUCAACAAAUAGCUGAGAAGGGAAUUCUUCCGAAGCCUCGACCACUUAAGGACCGUACGGGUGGAAACAAGAACCUUUAUUGUGAUUACCAUAAGGGGUAUGGCCAUCAAACACAGGACUGUUUCGACCUGAAGGAUGCACUAGAACAGGCGAUAAGGGAAGGAAAGCUAGCAGCGUUCUCCCAUCUCAUCAGGGAGCCGAGAAGGCGCUAUCGUGAUCAAGACGAGGAAGGCAAGACACGCUCGGCCAAGCGGCGACAGGAGCCCGAAGACAGAGACCAUGGCCUCACUGUGAUAAACGUGGUAACGGCAAAAAACGCUGCACCAAAAUCUCGGUCGGCACACAAGAAAGACGCCAAGGUUCUGGCGAUCUCAUCCCCACCGGUGCAAAGUACCAAAAAACCUCCGUCCAUUUCCUUCGACCCAGAAGACCAAUGGUUCAGCGACGCCCCGGAAAAUCCCCCCAUGGUCAUAACGGCCAGAGUGGGAAACGGCCUCGUCAAACGGAUCCUUGUCGACACAGGAGGUGAUUCAAACAUCAUGUUCCGCAACGUGUUCGACGCACUAGGGCUAAAGGAUGCCGACCUGACGACUCACCAGCACGGGGUUAUCGGGUUAGGCGACCACUUCAUCAAACCGGACGGAGUCAUUUCCCUACCAAUCUCGGUGGGACAGAUGCAAGGCCGAAGAUCGGCGAUGGCCGAGUUCGUAAUUCUCCGAGACUCCACAGCCUACAACAUCAUCUUGGGAAGAAAAACGAUCAAUGAUUUUGAAGCCACAAUCAACACCAAGCUGCUGGUUAUGAAGUUUGUUACCGAUGAUGGAUCCAUAGGGACCAUAAGAGGAGACCUCGAGACGGCGGUCGCUUGUGACAACGCCGGCCUUUCCCUUAGAAAGAAGUCCAAGGAAGCAUCCGGCGUAUUCCUAGCCGACCUUGAUGCCAGAGUAGAGGACUAG
Arachis duranensis is the source of this 2136-nucleotide messenger RNA. RefSeq lists its product as uncharacterized. The record is from RefSeq and is a predicted model, not a curated record. The transcript has a single exon. Lineage: Eukaryota; Viridiplantae; Streptophyta; Magnoliopsida; Fabales; Fabaceae. Bases 1 to 2136 code for a protein of 711 amino acids.